Molecule: messenger RNA, 1596 nt
Organism: Struthio camelus australis
Lineage: Eukaryota; Metazoa; Chordata; Aves; Struthioniformes; Struthionidae
Source: RefSeq, a predicted model, not a curated record
AUGUCGACCGAGCCAGGCCGCCCAGCUCUUCCUCUCCUUUUCCUGCAGGUUCUCUACAUCCAGGCUUUCGUGCUGGUUUUCCUGCUGGGCAAAUUUAUGGGCAAGGUGUUUUUCGGGCAGCUGCGGGCAGCAGAAAUGGAGCACCUGCUCGAGCGGUCGUGGUACGCCGUCACGGAGACCUGCCUGGCUUUCACCGUCUUCAGGGACGACUUCAGCCCCCGCUUCGUGGCCCUCUUCACCCUCCUCCUCUUCCUCAAGUGUUUUCACUGGUUGGCCGAGGACCGGGUGGACUUUAUGGAGAGGAGCCCGAACAUCUCCUGGCUCUUCCACUUCCGCAUUGUCUCGCUCAUGUUCCUCCUGGGGAUUCUGGAUUUCCUCUUUGUCAGUCACGCUUACCACAGCAUCCUCACGCGAGGAGCCUCGGUGCAGCUGGUGUUCGGCUUUGAGUACGCCAUCCUCAUGACCAUGGUGCUGACCAUCUUCAUCAAAUACGUGCUGCACUCCAUCGACCUGCAGAACGAGAACCCCUGGGACAGCAAAGCCGUCUACAUGCUCUACACGGAGCUCUUCACGGGCUUCAUCAAAGUCCUGCUCUACAUGGCCUUCAUGACCAUCAUGAUCAAAGUCCACACCUUCCCGCUCUUCGCCAUCCGCCCCAUGUACCUGGCCAUGAGGCAGUUUAAGAAAGCGGUGACGGACGCUAUCAUGUCCCGCCGGGCCAUUCGCAACAUGAACACGCUCUACCCCGACGCCACCCCGGAGGAGCUGCAGGCCAUGGACAACGUGUGCAUCAUCUGCCGCGAGGAGAUGGUGACGGGCGCCAAGCGUUUACCCUGCAACCACAUUUUCCACACCAGCCCGGGGCUCCCGGCGCCCGCCGCCGCAGCGGGAUCGGAGGCCGCUCCCGCGGGAGCGGUGCCUGGACUUCCCUUCCCGCCGCCCUGGAUGGGGAUGCCGUGGCCGCCGCUGUUUGGUUUCCCUCCCAUGCCGAUGCCGCCCGCCGGCUUCGCGGGGCUGACGGAGGAAGAGCUGCGGGCCAUGGAGGGCCACGACCGGCAGAACCUGGAAGCUAGGCUGCAGUGUCUGCAGAACACCCCCACGCUCCUGGACGCCGCCAUGCUCCAGAUCAACCAGUACCUGACGGUCCUGGCGACCAUCGGCAAUUUUUCCCAGCUCUCCGAGCUGCAAUUCUGCAAACUCAGGCGAUUCCGCUUUGUUCCCUCAGAUUCAGCCGGGCUGGCGGGUGCCGAGGGCUUCACGCCUCUCACCGGGCCGGAGGAGGAAGGCGAGGAAUCGUCUCUGUUGGGGGAGCCCGACGCCGCGGAGCUCCGGAGACGCCGGCUCCAGAAACUGGAAUCGCCCCCUUCCUCUUCGCACUGACGACCUUCCUCCGCGGCUCGCCUGGGUGACCGAUUUGGGGCUCUGAUGAUUCCCCCUCCCUUCUCCCUCCCUCUUCCUCCUCCCCGCUGCCGAAAUUUCACGGAAGACCAAGGCGUGUGUGCGGGGACGGCGGCGGGGGAGCCGAUGACGUUGUCCCUCCGCGUUAGGGGCCCUCGCGCGCAGAAGAACGGCCUCGUCUCGAGGCCGGGGAGACGG